AUGCAAGCUGCUUCAGAAGAUGCGCGGGUGUACAAUGAUAACAUAAUUGAAGAUCUUUUGGAUGAGGCAAAGAUGCAAAUUGCUGAAUGCCUUGUUUCUAUUUUGAAGGUUGGCCUAGGAUUUGUUGGCAUGCUUCCAGGAAAAUCCCUGAUGCGAUUCAAAUCUGUGUCUUCAGAAAACGCCAAAGUGGAGAAUAGGCUAUCUUUUCGGCUGAAUACAGCGGAGUUUUUUCCAAUAAGCUUCCGACACACAGAGGAGAAGUUUGAGUUACUUCCCGCUCCUGAUCAAAUGAAACACUCGGAUCAUUCUCCUCUGGUGUUCUUAACAGAAAUCGAAGGCAAUUUCACGUUGGCGAUCCAAUGGAACGUUGUUAGUAGUCAAGUAACUCUCUGGAGAUUGAUGGACAGGCAGGGUCAGGUGUGGGAAAAGUCUCAAAUCAGGCUGCCAAGAUAUAGUCUUGUCGACCAAAAAAUUGGUAGCGUUCCUGGCAGCACUUGCUGCAGCACAGAUAAAAAUUGUGGCCGGUUGAGCGUUUUGGUUUGCCCUCGAUUUGGAUAA
Oldenlandia corymbosa var. corymbosa is the source of this 558-nucleotide messenger RNA. Lineage: Eukaryota; Viridiplantae; Streptophyta; Magnoliopsida; Gentianales; Rubiaceae. The record is from the annotation of a GenBank genome assembly.